Molecule: messenger RNA, 14607 nt
Organism: Myripristis murdjan (pinecone soldierfish)
Lineage: Eukaryota; Metazoa; Chordata; Actinopteri; Holocentriformes; Holocentridae
Gene: lrp2b
Product: low density lipoprotein receptor-related protein 2b
Exons: 81
Coding region: 1-13836 (4611 amino acids)
Cellular component (GO): signaling receptor complex; plasma membrane
Molecular function (GO): protein binding; low-density lipoprotein particle receptor activity; calcium ion binding
Source: RefSeq, a predicted model, not a curated record
AUGGGCCGUAAAGGUCUUCAUCUUCUAUGUCUUCUAAUACUCACCCAAGGAAUUCAUCUUGUCAAAGGGGGGUGUAAUGGUGGGGAGUUUCAGUGCUCCAGCGGUCAGUGUAUCGACAUCGACUGGAGGUGUGACGGCACUAAAGAUUGCACAGAUGACUCUGAUGAGCUCAACUGUCCUCCUCCAUCUUGCAGCGCACAGGAAUUUAAGUGUGUGACAAGCGGCGAGUGUAUCUCCUUGGGAUUUGUCUGUGAUGGGGAGGAAGACUGCACUGACGGCUCAGAUGAACAGAGAACCUGCGAGGGUCGGACCUGCAGGCCAGACCAGUUCACCUGCCAGGAGGGCCAGUGCAUUCCCAGCAGCUACAGAUGUGACCACGUGACGGACUGCCUGGACAAUUCAGACGAGAACAACUGCAACUACCCACCUUGCAGUGAGAGGACCUGUGCCAAUGGGGCCUGCUACAACAACACUCAGCACUGCAACGGGAUACAGAACUGCAGGGAUGGCUCCGAUGAAUCCAACUGCACGACUCAGCACUGCCCCCUGCACCAGUUUCAGUGUGCAAAUGGAUAUUGCAUCCCUCUGUCCUUUGUGUGCGACCACUGGGACGACUGUGGUGACAACAGUGAUGAGCAAGGCUGUGAGUACCAGAGUUGUAGUGGAAGUGAGUUCACUUGCUCCAGUGGCCGGUGUAUUCCUCAGCACUGGGUGUGUGAUCACUUUAAUGACUGUGGAGACUACAGUGAUGAGAAAGGAUGUGAUAGCAACUCCAGAGACUGUUACCCUGGUGAGUGGGGCUGCCCAGGCUCUCCAGUGUGUAUAUCACUGAGCAAAGUGUGUGAUGGCAAACCUGACUGUCCAGGAGGAACAGAUGAGAGCAACACCACGGCUCAGCAAACCUGCAGUCUGGAAAGGUGCUCCGCCCUCAGCUGUGAGUUCCUCUGCCACUCGUCCCCUCAGGGAGGAGCCUGCUACUGUCCUGAUGGUUUCAUUGUGGGCAAUGACAGCCGUUCAUGUGUGGACUAUGAUGACUGUCAGAUCUGGGGGAUCUGUGACCAGCUGUGUGAAGAUCGUCCUGGGACACAUCACUGCAGCUGUGCUGAUGGGUACUUCUUGGAGCAGGGUCACAUCUGCAGAGCCAAUAUUUCAGCUGGAAUGCCACAGCUCAUCUUCACCAACGGGGGUGAUGUGAUGAUGGCCGACAUACACGGGCGCUUUGUCAGAACUCUGGUGCCAUCCCAGGGUAAAGGUUACUCUGUAGGGGUGGCAUACCACUGGCACAGCCACACCGUCUUCUGGAGUGACACCAAUACUCAAAAGGUCUACUCCGCCAACUACGAUGGAGGUGACAUUAAAGAGGUCCUUACCGCUGCGGUCCACAGUGUCCAGAACAUCGCUGUCGACUGGAUCAACUUCAAACUCUAUGUCUUAGAGGCUCAGGUGGAGCGCAUCGACAUCUGUGACUUUGACGGGGGCAAUCGAGUCACGCUGGUGGCUGAGAACCUGCAGGCUCCUCAUGGGCUGGCGCUGGACCCUACAGUGGGCUACAUGUUCUUCACAGACAUGGGCUAUGGCGGUGAGCAGGUGAAGCUUGAACGCGCCUACAUGGAUGGCAGCAACCGUGUGGAACUGGUGAAGAGGAGGCUCGGCAUUCCAACAGGCAUCACACUGGAUAUUGUUAACCAGAGGGUCUACUGGUCUGACAGCCAUUUUGACAUGAUGGAGACGGUCACCUACAAUGGUUUAGACAGGAAAACAGUGCUCUAUGGAGUAACCCAGGCUCCACAUCCAUUUGGUAUUGCUGUGUUUGAGAACCACAUGUUCUUCACCGACUGGACCAAGAUGGCUGUAGUGAGAACCAACCGGUUCAAUGGCAGCAACCCAACAGUCCUCUAUCGCACCGCAAAACAUCCAGGCCAUAUUGUCGUCUCACACCCUGUCCUGCAACCUGUUGUGAUGAACCCUUGUGGGAGACACAACGGCGGCUGUCAGCACAUUUGCGUCCUGAGUCACCAUUCCGACAACGAUGGUCUUGGCUUCCGCUGCAAAUGUCGUCUUGGUUAUGACCUGCAGGCUGACCAGCGCACCUGCUUCAAGGUGAAGGACUACUUGUUGGUGGCCACCUCCCUCGCCGUGCGGGGAAUCCCACUGAACAUUUCCCUCCAGGAGGACAUCACCCUGCCCCUCACAGGCAAUGGCCCCACGCUCACUGGCUCUGCUGUGGAGUUUGAUGCCAAUGAGGAAGCCAUCUUCUAUAAUGACAGGGGCAGAGGCCUCAUCUAUAAAUCAGAAGGGAACGGUAAUCAGAUUUUGACAGGCUACAGAGUAGGAAUGGUUGAUGCCAUGGCCUAUGAUUGGACCUCCAAAGUGUUGUUCUGGACCACGAGUUCCUACAGGACUGUGGUGGCCUUCAAAGUAACAGACAAGUCCAGACGAGACAUUGUGACUGGACUAAAGAACCCAAAGGGAAUCGCGGUGGAUCCCACUGCCGGCUUCUUGUUCUGGUCAGACUGGUACCGUCCAGCGGUCAUAAUGCGAGCCUUCACUGAUGGCAGCAAUGCUGUUCCCCUCGUCAACACAACACUGGGAUGGCCAUUUGGACUCACUGUUGACUACAUUUUUAGCAGGGUGUACUGGGUGGAUGCCCUCUUGGACCAGAUAGGUUACAUUGGCAUGGAUGGCAGUGGAAGACAGAUGUUCAGCAAUAUCGGCCAGAUCACUCAGCCCUUCUCCCUCACAAUUCACUCAGACCACCUUUUUGUGUCUGACACAAGGACCAAGGCAGUAUUCCGGAUGAGGAAGAGGGAUGGGGGAGAAAACAUUAUGAUAAGACAAGGAAUCACCGGCAUUAUGAAUGUGAAGGCUUACUCAGCUGACCUCCACAGCUCGCUCAUGAGCCAGUGCAACAGAGCACCUAACGGGCACUGCAGCCACUUCUGUUUCCCAACACCGUCUUCCUCUCGAGUGUGUGGCUGUCCGUACGGCAUGAAACUUCAGGCCAAUCAGAUGGACUGCAUCAAGGACGAUUCAGUUCCCCCACCUGAUACCAGCUGUGGAGAUUAUGCUUUUGAGUGUGAUGAAGGAAGGUGCAAGCCCAACUCCUACCGCUGUGAUGGGAUCGCUGAUUGCGUAGAUAAGACUGAUGAGGCCAACUGCACCGACACAGGGAUGACCUGUUCUCCGAGGGCGUUCACCUGCAACAACAAGCACUGCAUCCUGUCCAGUUGGCGCUGUGAUGGCACCGAUGACUGCGGUGAUGGUUCUGAUGAAAUCAACUGCCCCACUCGAGUCCCCACCACCUGCGGCGCCAACUACUUUACCUGUGACAACAACAGGUGCAUCUCCAAGAACUGGGUGUGUGACGGUGACAAUGACUGUGGUGACGGCUCUGAUGAGCAAAACUGCAAUUCAACCAUCUCAACAUGUCCACCUGGCUACUUCUUGUGUCCCGACCACCGCUGCAUCCACAGCUCCUACGUCUGUGAUGGAGAUCAGGACUGCAUGGACGCCUCUGAUGAAAAAGACUGUGAGUUUGCCUGUGACUCCUAUGAGUUCGCCUGCGCCAGUGGGGACCAGUGUGUCAAUUCGGGAUAUCGGUGUGAUGGAGUCUUUGACUGCAGGGACCAUUCUGAUGAAAGAGACUGUCCUACUCGAGGUCCAGGCCUCUGCCAUGAAGAUGAGUUCCAGUGCCAGAUCGACGGCUUCUGCAUACCAGACGAGUGGGAGUGUGAUGGCCAUCCAGACUGUGAGGAUGGAUCUGAUGAACACAACUCCUGUUCGCCCGUCACCUGCCAGCCCAGCUACUUUCAGUGUGCCAACAAGAUCUGCAUCCCGCAGAGCUGGUUGUGUGACGGCGACAACGACUGCCGGGACAUGAGUGAUGAGCAGAACUGCCCCACACCUCCAUUUAGAUGUCCCUCCGGACAGUGGCAGUGUCCCACUGACCAGGUGUGCAUUGACCUGGACAAAGUGUGUGAUGGCCAGAGGGACUGUCCCAAUGGAGCAGACGAGUCUCCCAUCUGCAACCAAGAGGACUGUGCACUGAACAAUGGGGGCUGCAGUGACGGUUGUAUCCAAGGGCCUUUCGGGGCCCAGUGCACCUGCCCGCCAGGAUUUCAACUCCUUAACGACUCCAAAACCUGUGAUGACAUCAACGAGUGUCUGAUCCCGGGUUUCUGCAGCCAGCAGUGCUACAACGAGAGAGGGAGUUUCAGAUGCUACUGCUCAGACGGCUACCUGCUAGAGCCAGAUGGACGCACCUGUAAAGCGGCUGAUCAGACAGCAGCAGUCCUUCUUGUUACCAAACGUAGCCAGAUCAUCGCCAACCGGAUCAAUAUGAAACCGCCUCAGGUGCGACCUGUGAUCAGCGGUUCAAACAUUGUGACUGUGGAUUUUGACCGUGUGACCUCCAGGAUCUACUGGGCCGACGCCUCCCAGAAGAAGAUAUGGAGCGCCUACCAGAACGGCACCGACAGACAGGAGGUGUUCUCCACUGGUCUGAUGGUACCAGAGAGCAUAGCCGUGGACUGGGUGGGGCGGAACCUCUACUGGACCGACUCUGUCAUGGAGAACAUUGAGGUUUCCACUCUGGACGGCCGCUUCCGGAAAGUCCUCCUCACCAAAAACAUUACCAGUCCACGUGGGCUGGUUCUGGACCCGCGUAACUAUACCAACCUGAUGUUCUGGGCAGACUGGGGUCAAAACCCCAGGAUAGAGCGGGCUGACAUGGAUGGAGCCAUGAGACAGGUCAUCGUCAGCACAAAACUCUACUGGCCCAACGGCCUGGCCUUGGACUACACCACUCGCAGGGUCUACUUUGGGGAUGCUUACCUGAAGUACAUUGACUACUGUGAUUAUGAUGGAAACAACCGCCAUCAGGUCAUGGCAAGUGACAUGGUUCUCCAACACCCUCAUGGUAUGACCAUCUUUGAGGACCACAUCUACUGGUCAGAGCGCUACACCAGCAAAGUGAUGAAGACCAACAAGUUCCACGGGGGCAACAUCACCACUGUGCUCAACAAUGUCUACCAGCCCAUGGGCAUCGUCAUGGAUCACCCCAUCAAGCAGCCUACAGCUCUCAACCCAUGCAGGGAGCACCUGUGCAGUCAGCUGUGCCUCCUGUCCGGCAUCAGACCCAGGUACUACACCUGCCACUGUCAGUCUGGUUGGAGGCUGGAUGCUGACAAGCGAACCUGUAUUAAAGACGAGACUCCAUUCCUGAUGGUGGUGAGAGACUCAGUGAUUUUUGGCAUUCCUCUGGACCCUGCUGACUCCUCCAACAAUGCAAUGGCCCCUGUGUCUGGCAUCUCUCAGGGGCGGGACAUAGAUUUUGACGACCAGGAGCAGUUUGUCUAUUGGGUGCAGAGCACUGGAUCUAUAUGGAGAGUGAAAACCAGUGGCACCAACAGGACACAGUUUGCUCCAGCUGCUAUCAUUGGCUCACCUUCUGGUCUGGCUUUUGAUUGGAUAAGCCGGAUGAUGUAUUAUACCAAUCCAACAGUAAAAGCCAUAGAGGUUAUCCGCGUGGAUGGAUACCAGCACUAUAGGAAGACCCUCAUCACGUCCACAGGCAAACCAGAGGGAGCAGGAGAGCCCAUUGGAAUAGCACUGGAUCCAGCCCGAGGGAAGUUGUUUUGGACGGACAAGGGAGCUGACGGCGGGGUUCCUCCCAAGGUUGCCAGCUCUGACAUGGAUGGAGGCAACGUCAGAAACCUCUACACAGGCAACCUGGCUAACAUAGGAUUUAUCACUGCAGACAUCUCUACCAGCAAACUGUACUGGGGUGUGGCAAGCACAGGCGUGAUUGAGUGUGGCACUAUGGACGGUGUUAGCCGGGUGACGGUGGUCAGUGGCCUGUCCCAUCCCUGGGGUCUGACGGUCUACCAGAACCACCUCUACUACACAGACCUGGACUAUGAGGUCAUUGAAAGGGUGGACAAGAACACCGGCGGCAAUAUGGUGGUGAUGAGAAGCGGCAUGUCUGGCCUGCGAGCCCUCAAAGUGCACGCCAGAGACAACUCAGCAGGUACCAGCAAUGCCUGCAGUGUCAACAACGGGGGCUGUCCCCACCUCUGCCUGCCCAAGCCAGGGAACCAAAAGACCUGUGCCUGCACCACAGGCUUUUACCCCUCUCAGGAUGGAUCUCGCUGCGAACAGUAUGAAUCCUUUGCCCUCAUCUCCACCCCCAAGCAUAUCCGCGGCUUCCACAUAAACAGCUCCGACCACUCUGAGGCGAUGGUGCCUGUCGGUGGAUCCUCCUACACCAUCAAGGACAAAUUGGACCUUCAUGUUGCAUCUCGCUUUAUUUACUGGACUGACAACAGCACCUACAGCUCCUACAGGGGUAUCUACAGGGCCAGGACAGAUGGAGGGUACUACAGCCAUCUUAUCACCUCAGGCAUAGGAACAGGAGGCAUCCAGGGCAUCGCUGUAGAUUGGAUUGCAGGCAACCUGUAUUUCACCAAUGCUUUUGAGAGCCAGACCUUCCUAGAGGUGCUUGCUAUCAACACCACCUAUCGAAUGGUUCUCGUCAAGUCCAUGCAGGACAGGCCCCGUGACCUGGCUGUGAGCCCCAAGCUCCGCUACCUCUUCUGGACCGAUGGAGGCCAGACGCCCAAGAUUGAGCGGGCCCUGUUGGAUGGCAGAAACUGCACUGUUCUGGCAUCAGAGAGUCUGGCAUCGCCCCGUGGUCUGACCAUUGAUUACACCAAUGACUUCCUCUAUUGGACGGAUGAUGUACUCGACAUGAUCUCUCGCAUUGCUCCAGAUGGCACGCAGAGGCAGAUUGUCCGGUAUGGGAGCCGGUAUCCAUCUCCAAUGGGGAUGGCCAUAUUUGGGAACUACAUGCUGUGGGUGGAUAAGAAACUUGGCAAACUCUUCCAGGCCAGUAAAGAUCCAGCCAACACUGACCAACCGGAGGUAAUCCGCGAUGGUAUCGAUGGUCUGCUGGAUGUCACUGUAUUUGACUCGCAUGUUCAGCCUAUAUCUGCCAACCAGGUGGGCUUCAACCCAUGCCAGGAAGAUAAUGGGCGCUGCCAGCAGCUCUGCUUUGCCAUGCCAGGCCAGGAGAGACCCAAAUGUGGUUGUGCUCAUGGGUCCCUCCUUUCUAAUGGGGUAACAUGCGGUUACGGCCUUGACGAAUUUCUAAUUUUCACAACUGACUACACACUGAAUAGCAUGAGGCUAGACCCCGAGGAUCACAGCAGCCCUUAUCCAACGGUGAACCUGGGCUACAACUUGAUGGCACUGGAUUUUGACUUCAAGGACAAGCUGAUUUUCUUCUCCCAGUACAUGGGUAUAGGCCGGAGCAGGAUUGGCUAUGUCAGUACUACAUCCAUCACCAGCUCACCUGUCAUUAUAGCUUCAAAUCUGGAUGACCCUGAGGGGCUGGCAUAUGACUGGGUCAACAAGCGUCUCUACUUCACUGACUACUACAGCCGCAAUGUUCAGGCUAUAGGGGUGAAUGGGCAGAACAGAUCAAUUAUCGCCCAUGCCAACCGCCCCAGGGCCAUCAUUGUCGACCCCUGCUAUGGCUACCUGUACUGGACUGACUGGGGUAUCCCAGCUAAGAUUGAGAGAGCCACACUGGGUGGAAAUUUCCGGAUACCCAUCAUCAACAGCAGCCUGACCACACCCAACGGCCUUACUCUGGACUAUGAAGAGAGGAUGCUGUACUGGGCUGAUACCUCACUAGACAAGAUUGAGAGGUCCUCACUGACUGGUGAGAAUCGACAGGUAAUUGUGCAGGGGGUCCAGUACCCCUUUGCCAUGACAGUUUUCAAGCAGGACAUCUUCUGGACCGACUGGACCUCCCGAGCCAUCUACAGGGCUGGGAAGGAUGACGGCUCUGGUUUUGCAGUGCUGGCUCAGCAGAUGCAGUACAGGCCAAACGACAUCCACGUCUAUGCUGGAUCCAAGCAGGAGAGCUGCUCCAGCCCCUGUCAGCAGUUUAAUGGAGGCUGCAGUCAUGUCUGUGUUCCUGGUCCAUCAGGUUCAGAGUGCCAGUGUCCCCACCAGGGAAACUGGUACCUGACCAACAAUGGCAAGGACUGUAUCCGAGACACUGGGAAGCGCUGCCAGCCAGAGCAGUUCACCUGUCUCAAUGGCAACUGCAUCUCAAUACGAUGGGUGUGUGACGGCUACAGCGACUGCCUGGAUAAUUCAGAUGAGCUGGAGAGAGUUUGUGCAUUCCACACUUGCUCAGCUAUGGACUUUACCUGUGACAAUGGGCGCUGCGUGCCAGUCAGCUACACCUGCGACUAUGCGGACGACUGUGGUGACAACAGUGACGAGCGGGGCUGCCCCUUCCCCACCUGCAACCCCGACACCGAGUUCACCUGCACCAAUGGACGCUGCAUCAGCGCAGCCUUCGUCUGUGACGGCCACAACAACUGUAGAGACAACAACACCUCUGACGAGAUCAACUGCCCUGACAGGACGUGUCCUUCAGGCCAGAUCAAAUGUGACAAUACCAACAUCUGCAUCUACCCUGACAACUUGUGUGAUGGCUACAACAACUGUGGUGACGGCAGUGAUGAGAAUCCUCUUUUCUGUGCGGGUCGCACAUGCGCUCCGGGCCAGUUCCGUUGCGAUGGAGGGACAUGUAUCCCUGAGUCCUGGGUCUGUGACUCCAUGAGAGACUGCAAUGAUGGGACUGAUGAACCUCCCUCCUGUGAGGAGCAGGGCAAGACAUGCAGUCCGAGUCAGUUCACCUGCACCAAUGGAAACUGCAUCCCCCAGUCACUGACUUGUGAUGGCAACAAUGACUGUUGGGACAACAGUGAUGAGGCUCCUGAACUGCAGUGUGGUGAACGUACCUGCAGCUCCAACCAGUUCACCUGCCCCACCUGGUACCCCGGCCACCCGCGCUGUGUGCCCCUCAGCUUUGUGUGUGACGGGGAGAAAGACUGCGCCAAUGCAGCUGAUGAGCUCCACAACUGCCCCAACCGCAGCUGCCACAUGAACGAGUUUGCCUGUAACAACGGGCUUUGCAUCUUCCUCCCAUACCACUGUGACCGCGUCAACGACUGUGGGGAUGGUAGUGAUGAGUUGGGCUGCAUCUAUGAUACAUGUACCAGCAACCAGUUCACCUGUGGCAACGGAGCCUGCAUCCCCAUUUACUUCACCUGUGAUGGGGACAACGACUGCACGGACGGGACGGACGAGGCAGAGAGCCUGUGCACCACGCCCCAGCCCACCUGCGCCCCCCAGCAGUACAUGUGCAAGUCAGGCCAGUGCAUAGACAUCAACAAGGUGUGCAAUGGACAAAAGGACUGCCAGGACAAUAGUGAUGAAAAGGGCUGCGGUAUCAACGAGUGCCGUAACCCCUCAGUCCACAAGUGUGCCCAAGUCUGCACCGACACUCUCACUGGCUACUACUGCUCCUGCAACCCCGGGUACCGCCUCAUGCCAGAUGGCAAGGCCUGCGACGAUGUCAACGAGUGUCUCGACACACCCGCCGUCUGCAGCCAGAUCUGUGAGAACGCAGUCGGCUCGUACCACUGCAAAUGCGCCCCGGGGUACAUCCGCGAACCGGACGGACGCACCUGUCGCCACAACAGCGGCAUCGCCCCGUACCUGUUGUAUAGCAAUCGUUACUACAUCCGGAAUUUGACCACUGAUGGGUCAUAUUUGAGUGUCGUCCUGCAAGGGUUGUCCAACGUGGUGGCUUUGGAUUUUGACCAUUAUGAGAAGAGGCUGUAUUGGUUGGACGCAGGGGUGGGUAAGAUAGAGAGAAUGCGUUUUGACGGCAGUGACAGGGAGACAUUGGUGGACCACAACGUUGGUGGUGUAGAGGGCCUUGCAUUGGACUGGGUGGGCAGGAAGCUGUACUGGGUGGACAGUUACUAUGCCUCAGUUCAUGUGAUGGAGCUGGAUGGGCGCUACAAGAAGAAGCUGCUGGCAGGAGCCAUCCCUGGAGAUAAUGCCACUUACAUCAUCACCCGACCCCGAGCUGUGGCUGUCAACCCCAGAUAUGGGUGGCUGUAUUGGACAGACUGGGCUGACACUGCCUUCAUUGGCAGGGUUGGCAUGGAUGGCACCAAUGCCAGUGCCAUCAUCACUACCAAGCUUGAGUGGCCCAGUGCACUGACCAUUGACUACACCACCAACAAAAUCUUCUUUGCCGACGCCCACCUCAAUUUCUUAGACUUUGCAGACAUGAAUGGCCAGAAUCGCCACCGGGCCAUCGCCGGCUCUCUCCCCCAUGUCUACGCUGUUUCCCUGUUUGAGGACUGGGUCUACUGGACCGACUGGAACACACACACUGUGGAAAAGGCCCAUAAAUACACUGGUGAACAGCGCACAGUGAUGGGCAACAACACACACCGGCCUUACGACAUCCACGUCUAUCACCCGUACAGACAGCCUCGCAGUGACAGCCCAUGUUCUUCCCAUCACCUGACCUGCAGUCACAUGUGUCUAAUCGCCCCUGGUGGACUCAGCGCUACCUGCGAGUGUCCAGAUGACUUCAUAGGCAUUCACCUGGGCUUCAAAGUCCAGUGUGUGGCCGACUGCUCCAGCACACAGUUCCGUUGUGGGGACAAUGAGAAGUGUAUUUCUAUAUGGUGGAAGUGUGACGGCCACUCUGAUUGUGGCGACGGCUCAGAUGAACCUCAGACCUGCCCACCGCGCUACUGCCGCCCCGGCCAGUUCCAGUGUCAAGAUGGCAACUGCACCCAUCCUGGCUUCCUCUGCGACAGCGAAUCAGACUGUCCUGACGGCUCAGACGAGGACGCCGCUCUCUGCAGUGACCAUCGAUGCCAGGAGAACCAGUUCCAGUGCAAGAACAAGCAGUGCAUUCCUGUGUCCUUGCACUGUGAUGGAGUCGACGACUGUUCAGAUGGCAGCGACGAGGACCCAGAGGGAUGUGCCCAGAGGACCUGCCGGCCGGGGGAGUUCCAGUGUGCCCAAGGCCGCUGUGUGCCAUCUAGCUAUGUGUGUGAUUUUCAGGAUGACUGUGGAGACGGAUCUGAUGAGAUCCACGAAAUCUGCACGGGUCCAGACUAUAAGUGCGAUGCAGACACUGAGUUCUCCUGUGAGACCAACUACCGCUGUAUUCCCCUGUCGGCCCGCUGUGACGGCACCAAUGACUGCAUUGACAACAGCGAUGAGAAGGAAUGUGAGCAGGUGCCCUGCGACCCUCUGGGAGAUUUCCGUUGUGACAACCACCGCUGUGUCCCCAUCCGCUGGCAGUGUGACGGCAGCAACGACUGUGGCGACGGUUCUGACGAGAGGAACUGCCAGCCAAGGCCUUGCACAGAGAGCGAGUAUCGCUGUGACAACAAGCAGUGCAUCCCUGGGAACUGGGUGUGUGACCAUGACAACGACUGCGGGGACAACUCAGACGAACGAGACUGUGAGCUGCACACGUGUCGCCCUGGUUCAUUCCAGUGUCAGUCGGGUCACUGUGUCCCUGCCGCUCUGCAGUGUGACGGCCGGCCCGACUGUCAGGAUCUGUCAGACGAGACCAGCUGUCCCACUCGUUACCCAGGGGGCCGUUGGUGCCCUCUGCACCAGUUCCAGUGUGGGAACCGUUUGUGUGUGAACCAGGGCUGGGUGUGUGACGCGGUGGACGACUGCGGGGACGGCUCUGAUGAGGAGCUCACUUUGUGCUUCAACAUCACCUGUGAGAUGCCGUCCAGGUUUCGCUGUGCCAACGGCUACUGCAUCUACUCUGGUCUGCUGUGCAACAAGAAAGACGACUGUGGAGACGGCAGCGAUGAGAAGGAAGACCUCUGCCGGGAGCCGACGCUGCCACCGUGCACGUUGGAUGAGUUCAAAUGCAGCAACGGAUACUGUGUGGCCCUGCCGUACGUGUGUGACCACAAUGACAACUGUGGGGACCUCACCGAUGAGCUGGGCUGCAAUUUUGGUCAUGAUCGCAACUGUGAUGAGAACAAGUGCCAACAUGAGUGCACCAACCUGAACGGCACCGGCUUCAUUUGCUCCUGCAGGCCGGGGUACAGGGUGGACCCAGACAACACCUACAGCUGCCUGGACAUCGAUGAAUGUGCGGUGUACGGCACCUGCCCUCAGGCCUGUAAAAACACCAAGGGGGGCUACGAGUGUGAGUGUGCGCCCGGCUACCGCAAAGUGGGAAACGGCAACAUGUGUGAGGCUGAAGGGCCGACUCCCCUGCUGCUUCUGCCGGAGAACGUUCGUAUCAGGAGGUUCAACCUGCAGACGGAGGCGUAUCACGACUUCCUGCGAGAGGAGGAGCGCAUCAUGGCUCUAGACUACGACUGGGACCACAACAACACCGGACUCAGUAUGGUGUACUUCACCGUGGCUGGUAAGGACUCUGCGCCAGGUGCCAUUAAAAGAGCGUACAUACCCUCAGUAGACGACGGCAGCAACAACAUCGGUGCUGCUGUUGACCUCGGCAUCAAGUACAUCACCAGUCCAGAUGGCAUUGCUGUGGACUGGGUGGGCAGGAACCUGUACUGGGCAGACUCCAGGGUGAAGAGGCUGGAGGUGGCCAUGUUGGAUGGACGCUACAGGAAGCACCUGGUCAAGACUGAGCUGGGACACCCCUCGGCCGUGGCCAUCAACCCACGACUGGGGAUGUUGUACUGGGCGGACCGAGGGACGGAGGCCAAGAUCGAGUGUUCCUGGCUGGACGGCCAGCAGAGGAAAGUCCUGGUGGCAGAGGGUCUGGGUUGGCCCACCGGCUUAUCAGUCGACUUCACCAACGGCGAUCGGCUUUAUUGGUCUGACUCCAAAGAAAGCCGCAUAGAGUCUGUUUUACCCUCUGGAGAGGACCGGAGAACUGCCGUCUACAUCGAUGUGCGAAACCCCUUCAGCGUGAGUGUGUUUGAGGAUCAUGUUUACUGGAGCACCCAGGACAAAGGUGAGGUGUUCCGGCAGGACAAGUUCGGCAGAGGGACCAUGACCAAGCUGAUGACUGCUGGGCCCUGGCUCACCCAGAUCUCCGUCUACCAGCAGCAGAGAUACAACUCCAUAAGCAUGAAGAAUCCAUGUAAGGGCACCUGCAGCCACCUGUGCUUGCUCCGACCUAAAGGCUACACCUGUGCCUGCCCCGAGGGCACCAGCUUCCUCCCGGGCAGUAGCACCAAAUGUGACGCCGGGUUUGAGCCACAACCCACCAUGCCCCCACCAUGCCAGUGUCAAAAUGGAGGCACCUGCUACUUUGAUGACAACAAGGCACUUUGCAAGUGCCCUCCAGAGUGGAGUGGAGACUACUGUCAGACAAAUGUAUACAACGUGGUUGCAUCAUCAGUCGGGAUAGCCAUCGGGGUGACGGUUGUGAUCGUGAUUCUACUGGCUGCUCUGGUCUACGCUGCCAAGAGGAAAUCCAACCCGCUGCAGGCGCUCAAAAGCAGCUUGCCCAGUUUGCCAUCCUUGCCUUCCAUGCCCAACGUGACAGUCUUCAGGUUUUUCAGAACAUCUUCGUCUCCAAAUACCUCUGAACCAGUGGGAGCUGAAAGGCAGAGCUCGGAUGCGGUGCCCUGCAUGUCUGUGUCCAUGGUGGAGCAUGAAGACAAGAGUUUUGAGAACCCAGCAUACGAGGCAGAAGAAAAACCUGCUGCCAUCAGCACACCGACCGCCAUCUUUGCUCCUAAUGGAACAAACAAGAACAUCAGUAACCCCCUGUAUGUGGAGGAGGUCCAAGUUGUAGACGAGCCCAGCAGAAGUGUAACGACACCUGCUAGUGCCAUCGAUGCCAAGGAGGCCUUUGAGAACCUGGCAUAUGGCUCAGAGUCAAAUGAUGUUGUCACCGUCCCUGAACACCCAGCUGCUCCGAGCGCACAGUUUGAACCCAUUGGGGAUGACAGCCUUGUUGACACAUUCGCAAAUCCCACAUACACGUGAACUCCCAACAGGGUCAUUCCCAUCCAGCCGCUCCAGAGAUGACAUCUGAUCUGACUCCCACAUCAGGGCUAAGUGCAGACCAGCGACUCCAGGAGUAAAACUCGACAAAGCCUUAUUCCUAUCUAGCCGUGUUAACUGUGCGCAGUAAGCAGAGCGUUAGAUUAGCACCGUUACGGCUGCUUGUGCCACUCCAGCUGGGCACUGAUGUAAAAUGUCUACACUCACAAUGUUGCAAACGAUCAUCUGCCAGCUUGAGUUUCUUUGUUAACUAUUUUAACUUUUUCUCCGUGCAUUGCAAACAUAAUGACUCACUGUGAAAUCUAUUUUUGUGCCACUUCGGUUGACUUUUGUACAAAAAUCUUGUGGUUGAAUAUGCAGCACGAAUGGAGCAUCAUUACAUUUGAAUGAAGAUACAUUCAACUUAGAAUUGCAUAGAAAUGACAGAGCAGCAAAUGAGCAUAAGUAUAGAAAAAUUAUAGUUUUUCAAAAAAUAAACAGCUUCAUAAGGUUGUAUAACACCAAAACCACAAUUUCUAUGCCACACAUCCAUUUUUUUAAGGAAAUCACUUCACAUCAGUUUAGUAUAGCCAUAACAUUAACAGACAUAAUUGCACUGAUCAAAACACUUAAAUGGCUCUGUUAUGGUUUGUUAUGUUGCUUUAAGUCUUUAAGUGCGUUGUGCUUAUCGGAGUCACACUGUUGAAGAGCCUUCAGUUUUUGUAAUUCUGUGCAUUAUCUGCUCAAUAAAAAGUGUAAUUAUUUGACUGCAAA